AUGUCUCAUAAGGUGUGCAGUGUUUGGGGCCUCUUGGUCCUGCUGUUUGCAGCGAUAUGGGAGUCUGAGACACUAAAUGUUGAAUUGGAGGCAUCCAUGCACUCUGGCAUGCUCUCCGAUCUACACAGCAUCGCAGCAGCAGCGCCUCCUACUGGUAUCCCAGACUCCUCUGCAGUGGUGGGGCAGCUUUUCCAGAUGAAGAUCCCAGUGGUAUCAACAGACUGUGGGACCAGAUCAACAAUGCUCUCUGAAGUUGGCAGGGCUGAAUUACCUCCCUGGCUGCACUGGGAUGCAGAACAUUGUCUUCUGCUGGGUGUACCACUAGAGGGCGAUAAAGGGCUCCAUCAUAUUAGUGCAUCUCUGUUAGAGCUGGACAGUGAGAGCAGCACCAACAGUAACUUACCCCAGCUGGAGGUGUUUACCAUCACCGUGGCAUUAGAGGAACAGUCAGAAGUAGAAGUCGUCCCUUUGGUGUCUCAGGUCGAAUGUUACUUAUCUGCUGCGUGUGUGUGUGCAAGUGGUCAACCAGUCACGGUGCUAACAGUCAUCCUUGAUGCUGACCUUACCAAAAUGAGCUCAUUGGACCGGGUCGCCCUGUUGAGUAAAAUGAGUCAUUUUGCCAACGUGGCUCCAGAGCAAAUGCGAGUAAUGCCAGUUGUUAAUAACCGUCUUUUUGACAUGUCUGCAUUCGUGGCUGGUCCAGGCAAUGCCAAGAAAGUGGUAGAGAAUGGGGUGCUUUUGUCGUGGAAACUAGGUUGCGCCCUUGACCAAACCAACCUGCCUGAUAUCAGUGGUGUUCAAGUGCCAGCUAAAGAUGGCUCCAUGUCGGCUCUACUGGGCUACCCUGUGGUUGGCUGGCACAUUGUCAAUAAGAAACUGCAUGUCCCCAAACGGAUCAGGAGGCAGAUUCACAACACCCCAACUCCCGUUCCCUCGCUGAUUCCCCCAACUACCCACCCUGAACCUGCUGGUCGCAUUGUGCCCACACUGACCUCUCCUUUCAUUGCCCCAACCACAGACAUCUCAACACCCCCUGUGCGUGGACUCCUUCCUCUGCCAAUGAAACCCACCAUCAGGAUCAGAGAUCAGGUGGCUCAUACACCCACCCUUGGCCCACCACAGCCCACCCGUGUCUUGGGUACCAUCAGCACCAUCUCCUUACAGCCCACACUCACUCGCCCUGGCUUUGUGGAGGCUACUGCCUCCGUUACACCUCCGACCACCCGCAAACCCAAGACCUCCACUACCAAGAAGAGCAGGAAGCAGAAGACCACCCCUGUGCCGAGAGAGCCUAAAACCAGCACAAUCAAACCUCCUAGACGCACAACCCACCCAAUCCACCCCUCUGACUCCAAAAACCACAAACCCGAGCUGCGGAACGCUAUAGAUGAGGUGAAGGUGUGGGUCGGGACAUACUUUGAGAUGAAGAUUCCAGCUGACACGUUCUUCGACCGAGAGGACGGGAGCACAGAGCACCUGCGUUUGACAUUGCGAAAUCAGAGCCAGAUCAUUGAUGAAGGUUUUUGGAUCCAGUUCAACAGCACAAGCCAGCUCCUCUAUGGACUCCCAGACCACCAUCAUGCUGGACGCCAUGAGUUCUUCAUGCUUGCAACAGAUAAAGGAGGCAUGACUACCACUGAUGCCUUUGAGGUCCAUGUCAACCACUGGCCUAUCAAUGACCAAUCACCUGUGGUGUUUGCUGCCCGUUUCCAUGGAGAGCCUAAAACUUUGACUAAUGAUGUUCACAAGAAGAUCCUGUUGAGCAGGAAGCUGGCUUCAGCACUGGGAGAUCGCAACAGCAGUGCCAUCACCCUGAAAAACAUUUCCAAGGGUUCUAUCAUUGUGGAGUGGACCAAUAGCAGCCUGCCACAAAACCCCUGCCCAAAGGAACAGAUCCAAGCUAUGUGUCGAAGGAUCUCAGAUCCCCAGGGCCGACCAACUCCUACCUUCUACAGUGCCAUGGAGCCAGAGUUCAAACCCAUCAACAUCACUGUCCGUGGGAUUCACAAAUGCCAUAGGUACAUGUUUGUGCCACCGAAGGAGAUGCCCAUCCGUGCGUCCCCUGCGCCGACGUCAUCUCCGGGAACAGGCCGCCGCAGCACCGAUGAUGUUUACUUGCACACGGUAAUCCCUGCAGUGGUGGUGGCAGCGCUGCUGCUUACUGCUGGCUUCAUCGCCAUGGUCUGUUACCGCAAGAAAAGGCACGGGAAGAUGACAACCGAGGAGCAGGCCACUUUCAUAAAGAAAGGCGUACCCAUCAUCUUUGCAGAUGAACUGGAUGACGCUAAGUCCCCACCUUCCUCCAGCAUGCCACUGAUCCUGCGCGAAGAGAAGCCCCCAUUGCCUCCACCACAAUACCCCAGCUCAGCAUGUGGAGAGGGGACAUUACUCAACCAUCAGACCCUGGAGGAGUACAUUGCUCUUAGCGACGAAGACCCAAAUGCCCCUCCCUACCAACCCCCUCCCCCCUUCACGGUCCCCAUAGAAGGCAAAGGCUCACGUCCCAAAAACAUGACAGCCUAUAGAUGUCCCCCUCCAUAUGUACCACCCUAG
Molecule: messenger RNA, 2553 nt
Organism: Chanos chanos (milkfish)
Lineage: Eukaryota; Metazoa; Chordata; Actinopteri; Gonorynchiformes; Chanidae
Product: dystroglycan-like
Exons: 3
Coding region: 1-2553 (850 amino acids)
Biological process (GO): nerve development; morphogenesis of an epithelium; axon guidance
Cellular component (GO): dystrophin-associated glycoprotein complex; sarcolemma; basement membrane
Molecular function (GO): calcium ion binding; laminin binding
Source: RefSeq, a predicted model, not a curated record